Messenger RNA from Physella acuta, 3389 nucleotides. Its product is annotated as phosphopantothenate--cysteine ligase. Lineage: Eukaryota; Metazoa; Mollusca; Gastropoda; Physidae. The record is from RefSeq and is a predicted model, not a curated record.
CAUAAACAUCCGGUUCAAAAUGGCUGUCUCUAAUCAGCUGGAUUCUCAAUUUUUUAAUGAUUUAGUACCUCCAGAAUCUUUUGAAACGAAAAAGGAACAAAUAAACAAAUUUGCUAACAUUCAUUUAGUAAAAAAUAAUAGAAUAGUUCUAAUCACGUCAGGGGGCACAACUGUGCCUCUUGAGAGCAGAACUGUCCGGUUUAUUGACAAUUUCAGUAUUGGAACACGAGGAGCAACUUCAGCAGAAUAUUUUUUGAAGCAAGGCUAUGCUGUGUUAUUCUUGCAUCGUCAUAGAUCUUUACAACCUUUUUUUCAAAGAGUUGAAAAAAAUAUUUUAGAUAUACUAAAUGUUUCAGAAAAUGAGGAUACAUUGAUCACUGUUGAUAAAACUUAUGUCCAGAAAUUGUCACCGGUUGUGAAACAGUACCAAAAGUUUCGAGAUGAGGGCAUGUUGUGUAUGGUAGAUUUCACCACCCUGUCUGAGUACCUGGUCUUGUUACAUGAAGCUUGUGUGUCCCUCCAGCCCUGUGGCAAACAGGCAAUUAUUUAUCUGGCAGCUGCUGUGGCUGAUUUUUACAUUCCUAAAGGACUGAUGCCAGAACACAAAAUCCAGUCAUCUGAAGGAGUUUUGAAGUUGACCCUUGAAAUGACACCAAAAAUGUUGAAACCUCUAGUAAAAGAUUGGGUACCUCAUGCAUUUAUUAUAUCGUUUAAGUUAGAGACUGAUAAAACUAUUCUUAAAGAUAAAGCAAAGAAAGCCCUUCAGAUGUAUCAACAUCAGAUGGUUAUAGCAAACCUCCUAGAGACACGCAAGAAAGAAGUUUUCAUUAUAGCCAAGGAUUCCGAAGAAGAUUUGAUUCUCACAGAGGAACAGCUAUCUUCUGGUCAAGAGAUUGAGGAACUUCUGAUAGAAAAACUUGUGAUUUACCAUACAAAUUUACUACAGCCUUCGUAAAGAUUGAAAUGUUGGUCUAGAAAAUAUGACAUGUUAUUAUCAAGCAUUUCUUUUCUUUUUUAACUCAGAUCUUUCAUUUCACAAUGCUUAAAAGGAUACAAUUGUCUUUAUGCAUUAGGGUUGAAUGUGCCUGGUAUUGGGACACCACAUAAGCCGUUUGUGUAGUUAAAUUUGGAUACUGUUUCAUAACUACUAAAUCACAAGUUACGUUGAAUUUAAAACGUAAUUUUAAAAUCUAAAAUGUGAUGGUUUCUUUAAAUGGAUUUGUUUAAAUUGGCAAAAUCAGCUUAAUCCAAUUAGUGGACAAUUACUAAAUUUUAAAUCAUAUGAAUGGCUCUUACAUUACUUUAAUAAUUUUUUUUAGCUUGUUGGGUGUUUCUGAUUUAUUUUUCAAGUAUAUUGUGGGCAUAUAUUGUUAUUAAUGUGAAGUCUUAUUUCAAAAACAUUGCUUAAACUUAUUGCCAUGGAUGUAGCCCAUAUCCAGUGGUAGGAACUUCUUAUUUAGGUUAUUCUUUCAUUAUACUUUUUCCCCCCAUAAUUGGAGAAUAUAAGAAUUAUUUAAAGAUUGCCGACAUUGUAUUUGAAUGGAAAGGAAUCUAGCAGACGACGCAUUUCUGCUGAAUAGUCCAACUUGUAACAACACUCUUUAAAAACUAACCCAUCGUAUUAGUCAUAGCAUCCUAGCCAUUUAAUAACAAAUGUGUUUUAAAAAAAAUCAUUCCCUAGGCUAUUGAUUAAUUUUUAUAAAUAAAAUUGGUAUGAAAUGAAAAAAAAAUAAAUGUAGUUUUUAAUUUCAGUCAUCUUGAACAAUAAUGAAGUUUAAAAUCUUAUUUGCCACCUUAUUUUAGAUACAGCUGCUACAACCGCUUUUUUUUAAAAAAAAGGUUUAACUAUCAUUAUAGAGAACAAUAUUUACAAAUGUUUACCCCUCCCCACUUAUUGAACAACCUUUGUUUUAGCAGUCACAAAAGUUAUGGUUCAUCAUUUCAAACACUUUUACAAAAUAGUUAUCUCCCAUAUAGAGACCAAACCAACUGCUGCUCUUUCUCCUAUUGUUACCUUUAUUGAACUGUCUGUCUAUGCUGUCUGAACAACAUGACAUUUUUUACAUUAAUAUAUUCUGCAAGUAAGAGGAUGUUUAACUUGUUUUAAAAUGUCUUGUUAAAAAUUAAAGAAUACGUCUUUUACAAGAAUACUUGAUGGUAUUAUAAAAGUAUAUUUUAUUUAUUUUAUAAUGUCUUUUAAAAAUCAAAGAAUAUUUCUUUAACAAGAUUACUUGAUAGUAUUAUAUUUCUUUUGAUAUUUUGUUAUACAAACCAUUUUAGUCCAGGAAUUAAGUUUAUUUAAAGACCAAUACAUACCAUAUUAAUCUUAUUAUUCAGGUCCUUGGAUAUUUAGAUUUUUUAAAGAAUUUAGUGUCAGUUAUGGAUCCUAGGCUUCACAAUGUUUAGGAUGUGCUGAAGUCCAACAAAAUUUAUAUUUGUUUGCUAACACCAAACACAGUAGGUUAUCCCUUGCCUUCAUGGGCUCCUGACACUAGUCAGGAUUAGUUAUGGUAGUUUGGCGUGACGCUUUGUAAAAACAGAUGAACUCUACUUUAUCUUUGUCAUGUUUUUUAAAAACUUUUUGUUUGUUAAUCUAUAUUUAGUAUUGUUUACAUUUUUUUCUUUACAAAUAUAUUUUUUAACGUUAUUGUAAAUUGCAAGUAUUUAAAAAUGUUCAUGUAUCUCUACAAUACUGUGUACAAGAAAUUCAGGUCAUGAAUAGUCAAUUGGAUUCUAUAUGAGUAUCGAAUAAUGGAAGUAAAUUCUUUUUUUAUGCUUCCCAAGAAUUAUUAUCUUGUGCUAUACAAAAUUAUUUUCUUUCAUACUGCAAUUUAAAAACAUUUUCUGUAUCAAAGAUAAUGUUUGAAACAUAUUCUUAGUCUAGUGAUUUUAUAAAUGUUCCACUGUUUGCAAAUUAAAAUGUUGAUUACUCCAGUAGUGGUAUUUCAAGUCAGAUUAUUGUAAUGUUUUUAACAUAAAAUUGUAUUUUAUUUAUAAGCAUCCUCCUGAAAAACUUGAUGUGCUGUGUUAUUAAAACAUGGUUAUAAAAACUUGAUGGUGUCGUUGUGAAGAUUAGAUUUAUUUCAGUUUUUUAAAGUAUUUUCUUUAACUAAAAAAAAAUUUGAAAAAGAAAUUUUUUUUUUCUCAUUAAAAAUGUAAACAAAUAUGACUUUGACUAAGUCAUGUUGUAUUCAUAAGUAUAAGUUUAUUACAUUUACUGCAAAAGUUUUGAGUAAAAAGUGGAAUUACAGAAAUCCAUGACGGAUGAUGAAGCACAUCAGUUUGUCUUACUAAAGUGAAACCUCAGGUUGAAAUAAAUUGAUAGAAGUCCUCACCAUUUGCAACUUUUAUAACAUUGAUUCUUAAAAUAUUAAAUAUCUGAAGUUUUC